ACCUCCCGGCUGAUUGGAGAACACGCCCCUCCGGGGCGGAGCCGGGCGGGCAUCUCCUUCCCGCUGCGAGACCAGGACCUCCGGGAUUCCUAGAGAGGACUCGGAAGUGUUCUCGGGGGUGGGAUUUAUGGCUCAACCCAGUUGGCUUGGGAAGGACUGGACUUGCUUACUUCCGGCGAGGAAGUGGUGGGAAGUGUCAGCUUCGGUUUUCUCUGUUUAUAAGAGAUCUGUCUUCUCAGCCUCGGCUACGUGGAGCCUGAUCUUCCAGGAGAGUUCCCCGGGACUGAGCUGAGGGAAAGGGGGUUUGUGUCCGGACGCGGGUUCCAAGGAAUCUAAGUCCAAAUCGGUACCUGUAUCCCUGCUUCUCUUCGGGACCAAUGAAGACUCCCGUUCGUCUGUCAGGCUCUUGUGGCUUGAAGGACAGGGCCAAUUUUGAACAUUGUAAUGUUUCUGAUCCCUUUUCUGACUUAAGUUUGACUUACGGUAGAGAGAAGGAGCAGCUGCGUCUGGACUAGUUAGUAAAUCUUGUUCCGUUAUUUAUCUGAAAUGUAACCGUUCUUCACCUCUUAAAAGUAUACUUUAGUUGGGCCAGAUGUCCGAUUUUAUGGCUCUCCUUUAAAAUUUGUAAAUAUUGGAAGUAGGCUCUAUUGAUAAUCAUUUUGUAGAUGGAUGAUGGCUACCUUGUAGUCCGUAUUUUUAAGUAAAUUACUCUGUUCCGUGUGGAUGACCACUUUGUCAUCUCGCUUUGCUAAUAAUGAUUUUCAAUGUAUCAGUAGGUUACACACUACUGAAGGUGUCCUUCAGAAGAUCUUAAAUAGCUCAAAAGAAAUUUGAUUAUUCUGAGUGGGAAUGAUAAUGACAGAAUCCCGGGAAGUUAUAGACUUAGACCCUCCAGCUCAGACUUCGCAGGAGCAGGAAGACCUUCGAAUAGUGAAAGUGGAAGAAGAAGACUGCACCUGGAUGCAGGAGUACAGUCCACCGACAUUUGAGACUUUUUACCAGCGCUUCAAGCACUUCCAGUACCAUGAGGCAUCUGGACCCCGGGAGGCACUCAGCCAGCUGCGGGUGCUCUGCUGUGAGUGGCUGAGACCAGAGCUGCACACCAAAGAGCAGAUCCUGGAGCUGCUGGUGCUGGAACAGUUCCUGACCAUCUUGCCUGAAGAGUUCCAGAUCUGGGUGAGAGAACAUCACCCGGAAAGCGGAGAAGAGGCUGUGGCUGUGGUAGAAAAUAUACAGAGAGAACUCGAGGAACGCAGGCAGCAGAUUGUUGCAUGUCCUGAAGUGCUUCCUCAGAAGAUGGUGCCACCUGGAGCUGUGCAGGAGUCCUCCAGUGAGCAGCUCCUGUCCACGGACAGCCAGCCCAGACAAGAGCCACAGCAGCCUCAUCUACUGGAGGAAAAUGCCCUUCCUAUUCUCCAAGUUCCUUCCCUUUCCUUGAAGGACAACCUUAGAGACCAGGAGCUGACAGCUUCACUUCUCUCAGCUGGGUCCCAGAAGUUGGUGAAAAUUGAAGAUGUGGCUGAUGUGGCUGUUUCCUUCAUCCUGGAGGAAUGGGGACAUUUGGACCAGUCCCAGAAGAAUCAUUAUAGGGAUGACAGAAAGGAAAACUAUGGGAGUAUUGCUUCCAUUGAUUAUGAGUCCAGGAAUGAGAACAUGGAACUCAUAGUAGAGCAGAAUUCUGAUGAAGCCGAAUCACACUGGAUGACGUCAGGAAGCACUGAAAGGAAUGUUCCCCAGAGUCCAGAGUUUGCAGAAGUUAGUGACCUUAAGGGCAUGGUAGAAAGGUGGCAGGUAAACCCCCCUGUGGGGAAAUCAAGGCAGAACCCUUCUGAGAAAAGAGAUCUUGGCAUUAAUCGUAAGCAAAACACAAAUGGUGAGAGAGGUCACAAAUGUAAUGAUUGUGGUAAAUUUUUCCUUCAAGCCUCAAACUUUAUUCAACAUCGGCGAAUCCACACUGGAGAAAAACCGUUUAAAUGUGGUGAAUGUGGGAAAAGCUAUAAUCAGCGUGUGCACCUUACUCAGCAUCAGAGAGUCCACACUGGUGAGAAACCCUAUAAAUGUCAGGUGUGUGGAAAAGCUUUCCGGGUGAGCUCACAUCUUGUUCAGCAUCAUAGCGUGCACAGUGGAGAAAGACCCUAUGGAUGUAAUGAAUGUGGAAAAAACUUCGGUCGGCAUUCCCAUCUGAUUGAACAUCUGAAACGCCACUUCAGAGAGAAAUCCCAAAGAUGCAGUGACAAAAGAAGGAAGAAUAUAAAAUUGAACAUUAAGAAGAAAAUUUCAGAAUUUCCAGAAGCAGACAUGGAACUGUCAGGAAGAAUCCAAAGAAAUGUUUCUCAAGUUCAAGAUUUUGGAGAAGACAGUGAACACCAAGACAAGUUGGAUAGAAAUCAGGGAAUUCCCAUGAAAGCAAUAUUAGGACAACCCCCUUCGAAGAGGAUAAAUUUCAGUGAAGUCACAUAUGCCCAUAAAAAGUCCUCUACAGGAGAGAGACCAUAUAAAUGUAAUGAAUGUGGGAAAAGCUUUAUUCAGAGUGCACAUCUUAUUCAACAUCAGCGAAUACACACUGGGGAGAAACCAUUUAAGUGUGAUGAAUGUGGGAAAAGCUACAAUCAACGUGUGCACCUAACUCAACAUCAGCGAGUACACACUGGUGAAAAACCCUAUACUUGUCAUUUAUGUGGCAAAGCUUUUAGAGUGAGGUCCCAUCUUGUUCAGCAUCAGAGUGUCCACAGUGGGGAGAGACCCUUUAAGUGUAAUGAAUGUGGGAAAGGCUUUGGCAGGCGGUCACACCUUGCUGGACAUCUGAGACUCCACACUAGAGACAAAUCCCAUCAGUGUCAUGAAUGUGGAGAAAUCUUUUUUCAAUAUGUUAGCUUAAUUGAGCAUCAGGUGCUCCACAUGGGUCAGAAAAAUGAAAAAAAUGGCAUUUGUGAAGAAGCAUAUAGUUGGAACUUAACAGUGUUUGAAGAUAAGAAAAUUGAGUUACAAGAGCAACCUUAUAAGUGUGAUAUAUGUGGAAAAGCCUUUAGUUAUGGUUCAGACCUUAUUCAGCAUUACCGAACUCAUACUGAAGAGAAAACCUAUGAAUGUGAUACAUGUAGAGAAAAUGUUGGCCAAUGUUCCCACCUAAAACAUCAAAAAAUCUAUUCCAGCACAAAAUCCUAUCAAUGUAAUGAAUGUGGAAGAGGCUUCACUCUGAAAUCACAUCUUAAUCAACAUCAGAGAAUCCAUACUGGUGAGAAACCCUUUCAGUGUAAAGAAUGUGGAAUGAGUUUCAGUUGGAGUUGUAGCCUUUUUAAACAUCUGAGAAGCCAUGAGAGAACAGAUCUCAUAAAUGUAUAGGUGUUUCUAUUACAGAGUAGCUUUUCAAUUCUAGAGAAGCACUCCUGAAGAGAAACCUUACAUGUAUAUUGAAUGAAAAAAACACCUUCAAGCAUUUUCUCCAACUUAACCAUCAAACCUACAGAUAUGUUGAAAUCCUUGAGUUAGAACUCAGCCUUUAGGAACAUUGGAGAAUCCACAAUAAGUUGAUACAUAUUCACUUUCAUCAUUUAGGAAUGCUUUGGUUAGCAUUUUCAUGCUUGAAAAUCUAUAUGAGAGAACCUAUAAAUAUGGUGGUUGAAGGAAGGCCUUCAGAUGGCACUCAUUUUUCAUUUGAAAUUCAGAAAACUGACAGUGGGAAAAGCUUCAUGAGUGCAGUAGAAAUAAGCUUCAUUUGUAAUUUCUGCCUCGCUUGACAGCAGCAUAUCUAUUUAGGGAAGAGCACAGUGAAAUAAAGAGAAGACUCUUCAGUGUGAUAUCUGUUUUGGUACCUUAGCAAUGAACCUUUUCUAGAAAUGAUUACCCCAGCCACUAGAAUCCUCCAGUCAUUCCCAUAUUGAGUAUUAAACCCAUUUAGAAGAAGAAAUUGACUUAAAGUAUUUCUAUUUUGGCAAGUGUUCUUGCUGCUUCAUUCAAUUUAUGACUCCUCUAUGAAACACACUCUACUUGUUUUUGUUUUGAUUCUACUAGUAUCAUGGUUAGCUAGUAGAAAGAGAAAUUCAGGAGAUGUAAAUUCAGGAGAAACUGCUGGUCAGUCAGAUCUUAAGGAGAAAAGAGAGGGUACCUUAGGGAAAAAGAAGACAGACAAAACUGUGGACUAGUUUACAUUACCAAGAGUGAUAUUAUUAUAUAUAAGAGUGUGGGUAGCUAAGUGCAUAGAGGAAUUGGACUUUGUCAAAUUAAGCAUCUUGGUCCAAUCAGUAUGUAUACUGAUUCCCAGUUGCCCUGGUGAUAGACCACCACCAUACAAUAAUGGCAUAUACAAUGCUGUCAGUUUGAGUUGCGGUUGAAAUUGAACUAAUUAGGAGUAGGUGGGUACAUGGUCUGGCUAUCCUUACCUUGUGGAGAGGUCUGGUAAGGAGUUUGAUGGGGAAAGAAAAUAUGUAUAAGAUGAUUAAUUUGAGUCUAUUUGCUAGAG
Trichechus manatus latirostris (Florida manatee) is the source of this 4459-nucleotide messenger RNA. Its product is annotated as zinc finger protein with KRAB and SCAN domains 5. Lineage: Eukaryota; Metazoa; Chordata; Mammalia; Sirenia; Trichechidae. Gene Ontology annotation, molecular function: DNA-binding transcription factor activity, RNA polymerase II-specific; RNA polymerase II cis-regulatory region sequence-specific DNA binding. Gene Ontology annotation, biological process: regulation of transcription by RNA polymerase II. The transcript has 6 exons. The record is from RefSeq and is a predicted model, not a curated record. Bases 850 to 3342 code for a protein of 830 amino acids.